This is a messenger RNA of Klebsormidium nitens, 3048 nucleotides long. The record is from the annotation of a GenBank genome assembly. Lineage: Eukaryota; Viridiplantae; Streptophyta; Klebsormidiophyceae; Klebsormidiales; Klebsormidiaceae.
AGUAGUGGUGUACCGGGCUCUCAAUCUGCCCACAAAAUGGAUUUUAGCUUGAACGGUGCUUUUGGACAGACACCGGGGGAGCGCAUUCACAGGUCCAGAAGUCACUGCAGGGAUCUGCUCUGUGACGUCUCUGCGAUUGUCGCGGGGCCCCUCCUCCAAAAGGCAACUCAGCACGCUGAUUCAAAGUGUUUGUGGAGUUCAGCUUGCUUGAGGUCUUGGAUGUAGGGAGACGCACAGAGUUGGGGAAUAGAUAGUUUCCUUUGUGCAAUUGCCAAUGCCAGCCAGCUCCGGGAGCUUGGGAGGGGCAGCAUUCCUGGUUGGAAUAUGUGUUGAGCGGAAAGUGGCUUGAUUGAUGGUCGUGCUUCUGCGCACAAUUAGUUGCGAUGGCUGCGGCGCAAGUCUUCAGGCAGGCCAUCAAAGCCCUGUGUCCCCGCCUGUCCUCCCUGCUCGAUGCACCAGCCUCAGCCCUGCGGCCCCUUUCCAGCGUUGCUGCAACACAAUUAGCGGAGCCUUCGCCGGAGCCGCUGAUUCCUCCUGUCGAUGAUCAGGGUGCUAGCUUUCUUCGCGACACUUCUCAUAUAGAACGACGAGCGGGUUUGGCAGCAAGGGAGCAGCCUCAUCGAACUGACUUUGAGCGCCAAGAUCCAGGACAACAACCUGCAGAGAGUCGCUCAUUCGGAAGGACUUUAGACGCUCAACUUGAGCGCGGGGGGGACGUGGCCAGCACUUCCGGACAGUCGUUUGAAGGGGCUGCGGCGUUGCACAAGAGCGAAGGGGUUGCGAAUGACUCUGUCGAGUCGCAGGAUUUGAAGCGGGUGUAUCGACGGGUCACUGCAGCAAAUGUAGAUCCUGAACACUUCUCCGAGAGGCGCGGCAGGGGAUCCGAUCGGCCGAGAGCCUCCCCCAACUCCCCAAAACUCUCGCUGAUAAGGGACGGCGAAACCGCAUCGUUCCUCAAGCGCAGCGACAUUGACCCAUCCUUCCAGCACGCCCUUCCCCCCGACCAGAACCAGUAUGUUGAAGCGAUAAUCACGCACAUGGCCCGGAUCGAACCGCCCGAGGUUGAGGAGUACCUGGCGAAGAACUUGGGGAGGCUUGAUGCGCGCACCAUGUUCUUUGUCGUCAUGCGGCUCGCGCGAAGGGGCUAUGGCUGGCGGGCGUACGAAGUCCUCAGCUGGUACCGCCAGCAGGAGUUUUACGUCGCGGACCCGACCCUGUACCACAUGUGCAUCUACGCGCUCCAAGAGGAGGACCACCACCUGGGGUGGAAGUACUUCCGCGCGCUCGUCUCCGACGGUUGCGGCACCUCGCACACCGCGUACGUCAAGCUCCUGCGCUUCACCUCGCAGAGCAGCGCCUUCUGGCGCUCCUUCGAGAUGCUGGAGGAGAUGCGGCGGCACGUGCCCGGGCGGCCCGACGUGCGCGACUUCAACAACCUGCUGGGCAACCUGCUGCGCUCGCGGCGGCCGAUCCCGUGCGAGAAGGUGUUCCUGAAGAUGAGCAUUUCGGAGGGCAACUUCGGCGUGGAGCCCGACAUCGUGAGCUACAACACGCUCAUGUCGUGCUACGCGCGCGAGGGCCACUACCGCAAGGUGGAGGCGCUCCUGGUGCAGAUGCAGCGCGCGCACAUCGAGCCCGACUCGUACACGUGUUCCACCGUCGUCCAAGCAUAUGGCAAGGCGAACCUGCUCGUCCGGGCGAUCCGCGCGUUUGAGGAGAUGCGCGCGGCGGGAUACCGUCCGAACCUGAUUGUGUACAACUCCUUGCUGACGACGCUGGCCAAGGCGAUGAUGCCCAAGUAUGCGGACAGGGUUGUGAAGCUGGUGGAGGAUUAUGCGGCGAUGAUGAAGGCGGAUGGAUACGAGCCGGACUCGUCCACCAGAAAGGCGCUCGUAUUGGCGUAUUCAAAGGCGGGCAUGUUUGAAAAGUCGGAAGAAAUCAUAUCGGGCAUCCAGGCCAAGGGCGAGCCGGUUCGCCCCCUCCUGUGGCACGCGUACAUCACCGGGUUCGCGGAGAUGGGCCGCGUCGCGGACACCAUGCGGACGAUCGAACGCUUCUGCGCGGAGGGCUACCAGCCGGGCUUCGUCGUCCGCAACGCCAUGCUCAUGGCGUACGCAAAGUCCGGCGAUCUGGCGAAAGCAGAGGAGGAGCUGCGCGGGAUGCGCGCGGACGGGGUCGAGCUGAUGCAGGGGUCGUGCAACGCGGUGCUGGCCGCGUACUCACACGCGGGGCAGACGCACAAGAUCGCGCCCUUCUUCAAGAUGAUGGAGGAGAGCGGCGUUCCGGCGAGCACGGUGACGUACAAGGUGCUGAUUGCGGCAUACGGUGACGCGGGCCAGUUCGAAAUGGUGGACGAGCUCAUGAACUUCAUCCGCGACUUCCAGCACGUCAAGCUUAUUGCCUUUAACCAGCUCGUCAGGACCUACGCCCAGGCCAACAAGAUCGACAAGAUGGAGGAGGCUUUUGGGAUCAUCAAGUACCGGAACUUCCGGCCGGGCAAGGUAAUCAUAGAUGAGAUGGCGCAGGCAUACGAACGUGCGGGGCUGGAGGACAAGGCGGCGCAGUUUCAGCAACUCCUGCGGCAAGUGCAGGAACAGAACACGGACGACUACUUCGGGUUUUUGGAAGAUGCGGAUGAACAGCCUCCAGACGCGGAUGAUAAGAAGGAGGGGCAAAGAAAGGGCAGCGAACACCGUGAUCAAGCGGGCUGACGGCGGACACGUUGCGGUGACCUUCUGUGUGUGCGAGUCGACCUGCAUUGAUGUUGGGACCCGUUGGUUGUUCUUUGACUUGUCCGCCGAACGAGCGGUUCGGCAUUGUUGGCAAACUCCCUUCACGAGUCGUGAACCGCUCGUUCGGCGGACAAUUCAAAGAACAAGCAACGAUGCCGAUACGGAGACUCGUGCUCGUGUAUCAUGUGAGCCCCUGGGGGUUUACGUUGCAGAAGAAUGUACGUUGAAGUUGUACCCCUGUAUAGUUGCUACGGGCGCACAUUCAUUGACGUGAGACGUGUAUGUGCGUGAUUUGUCGGAUGACAUUUAGCUGGCC